This is a messenger RNA of Anopheles funestus (African malaria mosquito), 1618 nucleotides long. RefSeq names its product glutathione S-transferase 1-1-like. The record is from RefSeq and is a predicted model, not a curated record. The transcript has 2 exons. Gene Ontology annotation, molecular function: glutathione transferase activity. NCBI's taxonomy places the organism in Eukaryota, Metazoa, Arthropoda, Insecta, Diptera, Culicidae. Gene Ontology annotation, biological process: glutathione metabolic process. The coding region runs from base 817 to 1473 and encodes 218 amino acids.
CUUAGGAGAUUUACGGGUUUUUUAUGACUCCGAAAUGAGUCGUUAAACGAGCUGACUCCUAAUAACGACUCAUUCACUCUGAGUAGAUUCACUAAAAAGAGUUGUUAUUCUCAUCUCUAGUGGGAGUGUGGGAGUAAGAAAAUUUGUAUUAUUUAUGGUGAAAAUAAGUCUAGCAUGCCAGAAAUGGCCGGCAUGACCUUCAGUGGUUGUUAAGCCAAGAAGAAUUGUAGUUGCUUUCCCAAACUUUCCUAAACACUAAGUAUUUUCUCUCGAUCAAUAAGGUAAGGUAAAGUAAGACUCAUCUGAAAUCAAACUAUUGAUGGAUCAGACGCGAUGCACUGUUAAACUCCAUGUUGCAUAUGGGCGCCGAAAGGUAUGCAACUCACAUAUUUUCAGCACUAAAGCUUACCAGAAACUAUAGAACAAGUCGUUGUCUAACUAACUUAAAUUAUGGUUUUUACCUAACAUAAAACUUUCAACAUGUUCAUGUCCUUUAAACAUUUUUCAUGCAAGAAAUCCUCCACCAAGCACCUUUCAUCCCCGAUCCCCGGUAUCCUUUAGCUACAGAGAAUCCUAUGCAUACAUGACGAAUGUGUUCCCAUGAUUACCGUGUUUCCGUGCUUUAAUUGUCCUUCGGAACCGUUUACAAAGCGGACCAACGCGCAACAAACACGGACCUGGGUGGGUUUAAAAGCGUAAACCAUUACGUGAGUCCUUACCAGUCGGCACCAAGUAUUCCUGCGAACAGGACGUACACAUCCUAUCUUUCCUACACGUGGUGUGAUAUUCUGUGGUUUAGAACAAAGGAACACGAGGAUGGCUCCACUGAUUCUGUACCAUUUUCCCGGAUCUCCGCCAUCGCGAUCGGCUCUGCUUGCUGUACGAAAUUUAGAUCUCGAUGCCGAGGUAAAAAUAGUGAACCUUUUCGCCGGCGAACAUUUGGCGGAAGAAUUUAUCGCAAUCAAUCCCGAACACACGGUACCGACGCUCGUUGACGAGGAUUACAUUCUGUGGGAGUCGAAAGCGAUCAUAACGUAUCUGGCGGAGCAGUACAAACCGGGCUGCUCGCUUUACCCGAACGAACCGAAAAAGCGUGGCCUAAUCAACCAUCGGCUGUACUUCGAUUCGGGCACUUUGUUUGUGGCGCUACGGGACGUGAUAAUGGCGGUGCUGCGAUCGGGUGCAACCGUUAUCGCACAGGACAAGAAGGACAACGUGCAUAAGGCGCUGGACAAGCUGGAAACGUAUCUGGAUGGGUGUGAUUGGCUAGCAGGCGACGAAUGCACCCUGGCUGAUCUGUGCGCACUGGCUAAUGUGGCCACGCUAAAGCAUGUGGGCGUUACGUUUGAUGCUUACCCGAACGUUAGUGGAUGGUACGAGCGUUGCCAGGAGUUGCCCGGUUUCGAUGAGAAUGACGAAGGCGCCAGCUUCUUAGGGAACGCCAUCAAGUCGAAGCUUGAGGAAGCAUUCUAGGAUGGUUACACAGCAAACAAUGAACAACUAUGCGCACCUAAAGCUGUGUUACACGAUCCGGCAGUGCACUACUUUCUAACGCACACUGUUGAUCAACUAUCUAAAUAAUACAACACAAUAAAGCAGCACUUCAAUUGCACUGAAA